Molecule: messenger RNA, 2100 nt
Organism: Strongylus vulgaris
Lineage: Eukaryota; Metazoa; Nematoda; Chromadorea; Rhabditida; Strongylidae
Source: the annotation of a GenBank genome assembly
CGGCCACGUGUGAAUCAGGAAAGGCUUAAACUGAAGGCCCAUAUAGUCGCUUGCGAGAGUUCACGGAUGAAGAAAGCAAUCUUUGUUUAUUAUUUAAUCGGGUUGUCGACAUUGAGAAUCCAGAGAGGCACACUGUGGAUCAACCUUCUUUUACCAGCAGGUGGAUACCAAGGUAAAAUAAGCAAUUUCAGCAAUAAAAACUCAACGCCUACGGACGAGAAGGCAAAUGCAAAGAAGCAAUCACUGCUAGGCCUGAUUCGGCCGGAGAGUCUUACCGUCACUACUAUUCAAGAACAUGAGGGUGAAGUAACACUGCAUCCCACCAUCGUAGAGCCACGUCCUAUGCGCAAGCGUAGUGAGGCCGUAAGGCGUAAAGAACCUCGCAAGCAACAGAAGCCAAGUGUACCUGUGGAACUCCGCUGUGAUCACUGCAACGAGUGCUUGACAUCCUUCGAUGAAGAGACUAUCUCUCUUUGUCUCAUCGCUGUGGAGACGUUCCUACACCGUGAGCCUGUGAUGGCUGCACCCAUCCUAUUUUCUCUACUGCAUACUGUAACUCGCCUAAUUGACCAUCCCAUCUACCCGUGGCAUGACACGGAAAUGUUCGUGCCAGGAAACUGCCGUAGUGUCGCUAAACAGAUGCUAAGAGUUACUUUGCAUCAGCUGUCUUCAUCUGGCAUAUGCCUCCAAUUAUUUGACACUCCAAUAUCUCGAACCGACUCUUUUUGGAAGGUGGUGUCUCUCUCGUUGGCUGACUUCCAAGAGCUCUCUCCUGUCUACUUCAUUCAACUGCUCUUCGAAGAUCUUGCCGAAAACUGGCUACCUCAGCUCACUACCACCAUGAGGAACUUGGCUGCAUAUGUUGUCGAGGUGCCAUACGACGCUUACAUUAAUCACUGGAGUACAGCUAUCGCCCACAUGGAGACAUUUUUCAGGAGGUACCAUACUCAGAUUUCAGCCGAAGGCGCCGCGAAACCAACACGAUCAGAGCUCGAGAGUGGUAUUAUUGUCAUGAGCCAUGUACUGAAGGUCCAGAACUUCAGUGCAUUCAAGUCCGCAGUCUCACUGGUAGAUUCUUUCUGCAAAUGGCUAGCCGAAGCAUUCCAUGGUUGCCCGGUAAAGUUGGAGAGCCUACUUACUGUUUGUACAGCCUGUAAUCGAGCUUUAAUCAGAGAGAGGGAUAAACAAAGUAUCUCACGUGCGGUGGUUGCAGAAUUGAUCCAGGCAAUCAAAUCUCCAUGUUCUGGCAAAAUUAAAGGUUUCAACUCCUAUGUUUCUGAAUGCAUUUCCAUAAAGCAUUGUCCUAUCAUUGCACUACUCUUAUUGCAGAAAGAGACAAACUCUGAUGCUAUUGGCGGAGAUCUGAAAGUAAAGCUGGCUGAAGCAAUAGCGGUAGAAAUGAGCAGAUCGAAUACUCGCGAUUGUCGAACAGUUAUUCGAUUUAUUCCGUGGCUUAUGAGCCCACCAAGUGUAACCCAAGCAGCUCCGGGAGCAUUUGCUGAUUCUGUGACUAAUGUGCGGGUGCUUUCGUGGCUACUACUCGGAGCUCUUCAUGCAAAUCAUGGAUGUUUGCCGGUUCCAAUAGAGUGUAGCCAACAUAUGGCCGACUACAUCCACUUCGUCCUCGCUGGUUUUGCUGAUCAGUCAAAGCAAUCGGUUGUCCAUAUGUCAGCGCUUUUCCAUGCUUUUCAUCUUUGUCAACUAUGGACUGUCUACUGCGAAAGAGCGGCGGUUUUCAGUUCUACCACAGCAUUCCCACAUCUACUAGACUUCUGGGCAAGAGUCACUCCAGCCAUACUUCAGCUGCUAAGCCAUUCAAAAGUGUUGGCUGACAUGGUAAACCUCCAUUUCCUCAAUACAAUUCAAGCGCUGCAGCAAGUGAACUCCGCUUUGUUAUGUCAACUCUAUCCCAUGUGGGCGCCGAUUCUCACUGCCUACCACAGUCAAAUCCCUAAUCAGUUGAGGAUCAAACUCGACUCAUGCGAGAAUCAGCCCUCGUUGUCGCCACCUCCUCUUUCCGACUGGCUGAAGAAAGUCCGUUACAAGAUCUCUCAAGUGGAAUUGCAAACUUCAGCUGCGUCCCCGUACUAUAACGUGUAG